Molecule: messenger RNA, 1797 nt
Organism: Culicoides brevitarsis
Lineage: Eukaryota; Metazoa; Arthropoda; Insecta; Diptera; Ceratopogonidae
Gene: NO66
Product: bifunctional lysine-specific demethylase and histidyl-hydroxylase NO66
Exons: 2
Coding region: 65-1678 (537 amino acids)
Source: RefSeq, a predicted model, not a curated record
UGUUUAUUUUGAUAAGACACGAGGUUUGUCUACUUAGAUUAGUUUUUUUACGAGUUUCCCGAUAAUGUCUGAGAAUUCGCAAAAAAAGCAACACAAAAAGAAGCGCACGUUGUCAGAUAAGUCGAUGCUUGUCGAGGAAAUCAUCAACAAACAGAAACAAUUUGCCAAAUCGAAGCCGGAAAAGAAACGCAAGCAAGUUUUCGACGAGAAACGUCUUUUGAAGAAGGCACGAAACGAAGAAGAAACUCUUCCAAAUUCUACGAUGGCUUUUAAUAAUGGAUUGGAAAGUGUUUCGACACCCAUGAAGAAAGUUGAUGAGAUAAAAGAUGAACCGGAAGAUUUUGCCUUCGUCGAAGACAGUGUUGAACAAGGAAAAAGUGCUUUUCGACAAGUUAUUUUUCCCAUAGCACUCGACAAGUUCAUGAAAGUUCAUUGGGAGAAGAAAUUCUUGCACGUCAAACGCAAUGAUCCAAAGUAUUACAAGCACUUGAUGUCAGUCAAAUCAAUCGACCAAAUGUUAAGAGAAAAUCACAUCCAAUAUACCCGCAAUAUCGACAUUACAUCAUACAUCAAUGGACAACGUGUUACCAAAAACCCCGAAGGACGAGCCAAAUCAAGUGAAGUAUGGGAUUUUUAUGAGGAAGGAUGUUCCAUUCGUAUCUUGAAUCCGCAAUCGUACAUCGACGAGGUGUACAAAAUGAAUGCACAAAUUCAAGAAUAUUUCCAUUGCAUGACGGGAACAAAUGUAUAUUUGACUCCGCCAAACAGCCAAGGUUUCGCUCCGCAUUACGAUGAUAUCGAAGCGUUUGUCUUGCAAAUCGAGGGAAAGAAACAUUGGCGAUUGUACAAUCCGCGAUGCGACGAAGAAGUAUUACCGCGCGAAUCAUCGCAAAAUUUCGAUCAAAACGAGAUAGGACAACCAAUUUUAGAUGUCGUUUUAGAAGCAGGCGAUAUGUUGUACUUCCCUCGAGGCAUAAUUCAUCAAGCAAACACUGUCCCUGGAUGUCAUUCGUUGCACAUAACAUUGAGCGUGUACCAAAAACAGAGUUACGUAGACUUUUUCGAGUACUUGUUAACAGGAGCAUUACAGAAUGCGAUUGAAACUGACGUUGAAUUCCGUAAAGGUGUUCCUUUAGAUUUCCACAAACAUCUUGGAGUUGUUUAUUCUGACUCAAAAUCGCCUCGACGAACAGAACUUUUACAGAAAAUACGUAAAAUGUUCCUUAAAAUGGCAGAUGAAUUACCGAUUGACUAUGCAGCUGAUCAAUUCGCCAAGAAGUAUCAAAAAGAUGCUUUACCGCCGUAUCUAACGCCCGCUGAACAAACUAUGACAUACAAUGGAAGCGAGUUUGAAACUAACGAAGAUGGAGGAGUUAGUUUCGGAGCAGAAGUUCAACUAACUUCGGAAGUUAGAUUGAUCAAAUCGAACAUUGCAAGAUUGGUUACUGAAGACAACGUUAUUCGCCUUUACAAUCACAUCGAUAAUUCAAAAGUAUAUCAUGAAUUUGAAUCUGGAUUUUUGGAAAUUGAGGAAGAAGAUGCGGGACUUGUCGAAACUCUAAUUAAGGAAUAUCCCAAAUUUAUUGCCGUAUCGCAAUUACAUGAAGACUCUGAAAGAGCAAUCGCAUUAACGCAAGAUUUGUUUGACAUUGGAUUACUUAUGAAGAAGACACUUUGAUUCAUCUUUAAAGAAAAUAUUUAAAAAUACUAUUAAAGUUCUUACUUCGUUUAAUUAAUAAGAAAAAAUAUUAUUAAAACUCUUUAAAUGCUAAUAUAGAUACUUUUUUCUUUAUUUUA